GAUGGCUAUAUGUAACCAGCCACGUGGAUAACAUUGCAUUUUCUGUUGGUGACUGAAGUUAUGGGAGUGUUUUGGGCCUUGCUUGUGUCUGUGCUGACGGUCUGGCUUACCAAAGGCUCUGGUUUGCCGGUUGGUGGCACAAAUAAAAUGAGUGGUAAUGGGCCGCAGAGGACAAUGAGAGAUAUGUCUCCUAAUGACCCCUCCAUAAAGCAGGCACUUGCGCUUCACCAUUCACAUAACUCUGUGUUGCUGCGGUCAAAAGUCAAACUGGGCGACGCGGGCACCCUCGACGGCAGCAAUGGAACUUUGGGCGACGCGGGCACCCUCGGCGGCAGCAAUGGAACUUUGGGCGACGCGGGCACCCUCGGCGGCAGCAAUGGAACUUUGGGCGACGCGGGCACCCUCGGCGGCAGCAAUGGAACUUUGGGCGACGCGGGCCCCAUCGACGGCAGCAAUGGAACUUUGGGCGACGCGGGCCCCAUCAACGGAACCCAGGGUGACGGCGGCAGCAUUGGAACUUUGGGCUACUUCACCACCACCGUGGCCGCAGCCACCCUCGGCCGCGCUGGCACCAUCAACGCGGGCACGCUCGGCCGCGCUGGCACCAUCAACGCGGGCACGCUCGGCCGCGCUGGCACCAUCAACGCGGGCACCCUCGGCCGCGCUGGCACCAUCAACGCGGGCACCCUCGGCCGCGCUGGCACCAUCAACGCGGGCACCCUCGGCCGCGCUGGCACCAUCAACGCGGGCACCCUCGGCCGCGCUGGCACCAUCAACGCGGGCACCCUCGGCCGCGCUGGCACCAUCAACGCGGGCACCCUCGGCCGUGCUGGCACCAUCAACGCGGGCACCCUCGGAUCUUAGAAUGUUUUUGCUUGUACCUACUUAAUCUCAGAUUCAAAUAAAACUGUUUCC
This is a messenger RNA of Pungitius pungitius (ninespine stickleback), 915 nucleotides long. RefSeq lists its product as uncharacterized. Bases 61 to 864 code for a protein of 267 amino acids. The record is from RefSeq and is a predicted model, not a curated record. Lineage: Eukaryota; Metazoa; Chordata; Actinopteri; Perciformes; Gasterosteidae. The transcript has 4 exons.